Leguminivora glycinivorella is the source of this 1349-nucleotide messenger RNA. RefSeq names its product 39S ribosomal protein L38, mitochondrial (gene mRpL38). Lineage: Eukaryota; Metazoa; Arthropoda; Insecta; Lepidoptera; Tortricidae. Bases 125 to 1309 code for a protein of 394 amino acids. Gene Ontology annotation, cellular component: mitochondrial large ribosomal subunit. The record is from RefSeq and is a predicted model, not a curated record. The transcript is spliced from 5 exons.
UUUGACAUAAAAAUAUCUUUGAAUACAUUUGGAUUUUGGUUUAGAGUUUCGGUAUAUUUUACGCAAGAAAUGUGUGUAGUAUUAUAAAAUACUUACAUUAGAAAGUGAUUACAUAUUAAGCACAAUGCUGAACUCACUUCGACGGGCUUGCAUGCCCAAUGUACAACUGCAACAAGUUAGGUUAGGACACAGGGUCCGAGGUAAAGCUCCUAUAUUCUGCCGAACUUUAAAGGAAAGAUUAGAUGAAUUAAAUUAUAAGGAUGAGCUUUACACCACUCGAAUUGAUAUCGGAUUUCCUCGGCCAAAGAAUUCUGCGUCAGAAUUGAGAGAUGCACGCAUAGAACGCAUGAAAAAAGUAAAAGCUGACAAAAAUUUAGAGCAACUGGCUCGCAAUCACCAACUAAAAGUAGAUUUGAGUGAAGUAAGGAAAGAUUGGCUGAACACAUCAGGUCCAAAUCAUAAGAAACAAGUGGCUGAUCAUUAUGGUAUAUUCGAACAUCUGUAUGGCGAAGGAUACUUUGUGCCAUACAAAAAUCUCGAAGUACUGUAUGAGUUGAAAGAUUGUUCUCUGCCAGUGUAUUGUGGGAAUGUUAUAAAGCCUGCAGAAGCUCUAAACCCUCCAACUGUUGCCUAUGAGUCAGACGGGAAUACUAUGUGGACAUUAGUUAUGUCGAGCCUUGAUGGUCACUUGAAUGAGAAUGAUAAGGAAUAUGUGCACUGGUUGGUUGCUAAUAUUCCUGGCAAUUUCAUUGAGAAGGGUGACAGCAUAGUAGAGUACUUGCAACCAUUUCCCUUGAAGGGCACAGGAUUCCACAGAUAUGCAUUUGUGCUGUAUAAGCAGAAUGGAAGGAUAACUUAUGACAUCCCUCAAGUGACAUCUACAUCUCCACUGGCCACACGCACAUUUGAGACCCGUGAAUGGUACCAAAAGCACCAGGACCAGAUCACCCCGGCAGGGCUUGCCUUCUACCAGACUGAUUGGGACUACACCGUCAAAGAAUUUUUCCACAAUGUACUUGAUAAGAAGGAACCAGUUUAUGAAUACGAUUUCCCGGCACCCUACAUCAAGCCCCAGACAUGGUACCCGAAGAAGGAGCCGUUCAACAUCUACAUGGACAAGUACCGUGACCCAAAGAAGAUCAACAAGGAGUACUUGCUGCGUAAACUUAAGGACGAAGAUCCCUUCCAGAAGCCGGCUCCUCCACUCAGGUACCCCAAUGCUCACCCAAUGCCGAAGGACAUGCCCUCAUGGCUCAAGUUACAUGAGAAGAAGAUUCGGCUGAAGUGGGGUAGAGUUAAUGAUGUCUAAUGUUAAGUAAAUAUAUUAAAUAAAUCGUAUUGUUAGUAUC